CUGUGAGCAUAGUGUAACGAAGUGUCCAGUGCAGAGGAAUUAUAACAAGGCGUAUUCAAGAUGGCAUCAAAUGAAGAUACUCCUGACACCACUGCAUCAAAUGUCGACAAAAGUAGUAAUUCUCCAAACGAAGGAUAUGAGAAAAAAUGCAUAUUUUGUAAAAUCGUUCACAAGGAGACGGCUACCGAGUUAGUGCACGCGGACGAAGAGGUAUCCUGUUUUAGAGACAUCAAACCUGGUGCACCUCAUCACUACUUGGUUGUACCUACCAGACAUGUAGGGAAUUGCAAAUCACUCGGCAAAGAACAUGUUUCACUUGUUGAAAAGAUGGUGGAGACCGGGAAAGAAGUUCUCCAGAGAAACAACAUCACAGACCUCAGUGAUGUCAGGUUUGGAUUCCACUGGCCUCCAUUUUGUUCAGUCGCACACCUACAUCUGCACGUGCUGGCACCUGUUAGCCAGAUGGGCUUGAUGUCCAGAAACUUCUACCGCCAGGAUUCUUUUUGGUUCAUAACAGCAGACCAGCUGAUCCAGAGACUGAAUUCCUUAGGCUAGGUCAACUGAAAAGGAGAGCUUGGUGCUGCUGCUAGAUGUGGUUCUCUGAAUCUGAUGAGCAAACUGACUAGUAUUUCUCCAACACUUUCUGAUUGAGUCAAGGAAAGCAGGUGUGACUUUACAAGUGCCUCAGGAAAACUCUCAUUUGAGCCCUCACAUCACUGGGUUGUUAGCUCAAGCCAAUCAACUACAUCAGAUAUGUAGCUGUGUUUUACCCUUAUAUAAAAUGUAUUACCUGUGAAACUACAUAGCACGAUUUCCUCAGUAUUACAACAGCACUGAUUUUAUGGAAGGCUAGUGAUUCUAAAGUCACAUAAGCAUUGUGAAUGCAUGAGUUAUGGGCAUAUAACAAUCAACACUGACAAUCAUCAAUGGUUUUGGCUUAUCCUUUAGAAAACAACUUCCCAGCAUGCAUUAUAUGGAUGCCAUCAGCAGCAGUUGUCCAGAAAUUGAAAGUCAGCAAUCCUAGUUAUUCUUGACAGCUAUGCUACUGAUGAUUAAGCUGCUUUAAACCCUUAAAAGUGAUUUUGCAUGUUUGUGAAAUGUGAAGAUUUAAUUUGUAUAUAUUGAGAUUUAUUUAGUCUGAUAUUAAUUAUUAAUACUGUGUAUUAUUGCAGCAGAAAUUGCAAAAAAGCUGUUAGAGGGAUGUAAAGUAAUACUGUUUGCCAUGUAAGGUUGUAAGGUUUGUUUUCCUUGAUGCAUACAAUGAAUGUUUGUCUUAAUUAAAAAAAAAAAUCUU
Messenger RNA from Clupea harengus (Atlantic herring), 1294 nucleotides. RefSeq names its product histidine triad nucleotide binding protein 3 (gene hint3). Gene Ontology annotation, molecular function: catalytic activity. The record is from RefSeq and is a predicted model, not a curated record. NCBI's taxonomy places the organism in Eukaryota, Metazoa, Chordata, Actinopteri, Clupeiformes, Clupeidae.